UGUUCAACAUAUUUGACUAAUCCUAAUUUGAAAAAACACAAGUAGAGUUACGUAUGCAAGGUUUGCUGGUGGUCGAUGAUAUUAUAUAUAUAUUAUUUCAUCAAAACCUUAGUUUUGGUUUUAAAAAAAAAGGGACAGGAGGAUGAAGGGAGUGAGGGAGGAGAGGAUAAAGAGCAACGGGAUAUGGAUGAAGGUGGCGGAGAAAGGGGAUGGGCCGAUGGUGAUUCUUCUCCACGGCUUCCCUGAGACCAGUUUCUCUUGGCGCCAUCAGAUUGAGUUCUUGUCGGAAAGUGGCUUCCACGUGGUCGCACCUGACCUCCGUGGCUACUCCGACUCCGACUCCCCUCCCCGCCCUGACUCAUACUCCAUCCUUCACCUCGCCGGCGUCAUCGGCUUGCUUGAUCACUACAAUGCUCCACAGGCGUUCGUUGUCGGGCAUGACUGGGGAGCCCAAAUCGGUUGGCAUCUUUCCUUGUUCAGACCAGACCGAGUCAAAGGUUUCAUCAGUCUCUCUGUUCCAUAUUUCCCCAGAAACCCUCUCCUCAAACCCAUCCAGUUUUUCAACGCUAAUUUCGGAGAUGGGUUUUACAUCUCCCAGUUUCAGGAACCCGGAAGAGCAAGGCGGCUAGAGGCGGCUUUUGCGAGGUACGAUUGCUUGACAGUGAUGAAGAAGUUCUUGCUGAUAACGAGCACAAAUAACUUGGUGGCUCCUCCUGGUAUGGAGAUCAUCGAUCAUCUCCAGACACCACCCACCAUUCCCGAAUGGAUUGCCGAAGAAGAGCUUCAGGUUUACGCCGAAAAGUUCCAAAAAUCUGGAUUCACCGGCCCUCUCAGCUACUACAGAGCCAUGGAUCUGAACUGGGAGCUCACAAGGCCAUGGCAAGACUCCAAAAUCACGGUUCCAACAAAGUUCAUCAUUGGAAACAAAGAUAUCGGCUAUGAAGGAGCCAACGGAACAAAUGCUUACGUGAAUGGAGACGUGUUCAAGAGGUUCGUACCUGAUCUCGAUAUCAUUGUUCUUGAUGGGCAUCAUUUUAUUCAGCAGGAGAAGCCUAAAGAAGUCUCAGAUGAGAUCCUUUCCUUCCUGACCAGGUUAUUAAGCACAUAGUAGAAAUGUGCGAUC
Molecule: messenger RNA, 1123 nt
Organism: Tarenaya hassleriana
Lineage: Eukaryota; Viridiplantae; Streptophyta; Magnoliopsida; Brassicales; Cleomaceae
Product: bifunctional epoxide hydrolase 2
Molecular function (GO): hydrolase activity
Source: RefSeq, a predicted model, not a curated record